AUGACUAAAGAUCGGCUAAGUGCCCUUAAAGCGGCACAGUCAGAGGAUGAGCAAGAUGACGACAUGCAAGUGGAAACGGGCAAUGCCCAAUAUAUGGAGGAGUUCUUUGAGCAGGUCGAAGAAAUUCGUGGAAGUGUCGAUUUGAUUGCCAACAAUGUGGAAGAGGUCAAGAAAAAACACUCAGCAAUUCUUUCCAACCCCGUCAAUGAUCCCAAAACCAAAGAAGAGCUCGAUGAGCUUAUGGCCAGCAUUAAGCGAACGGCGAAUAAGGUCCGCGGUAAGCUGAAGCUCAUCGAGAAUGCCAUCGAGCAUGACGAACAGUCGGCUGGAGCCGGUAAUGCGGAUCUGCGUAUACGCAAAACGCAACACAGCACGUUGUCACGACGUUUUGUCGAGGUGAUGACGGACUACAAUAAGACCCAAACUGACUACCGUGAACGCUGUAAAGGUCGCAUUCAACGGCAGCUCGAUAUCGGUAUGUUGAUUUGGCCAGGUCCUACGUUUCCGCUUACUUUGUGGAGCUACCGUAACGUGAUGAUACGGUAUUUAGCCGGAAAGCAAGUAGGUGACGAGGAUCUAGAGGAAAUGAUCGAAAGCGGGAAUCCAGGAGUGUUUACGCAGGGCAUCAUUACGGAUACACAACAAGCCAAACAAACUCUGGCUGACAUAGAAGCACGACAUAAUGAUAUUAUGAAAUUAGAAAGCAGUAUUCGUGAAUUACAUGAUAUGUUUAUGGAUAUGGCAAUGCUUGUCGAAAGUCAGGUCAGUACUAAUUCACCUAAUGAUGGCCCUUUAAGAGGUCACGUGCGCAGUUUCUAUAAUGAUAGCUUGAUGAUCGUGCCGUUGGGACGGAUAUUAAUCCUCUUUUCUGUUACUGCCGCCUAA
Ostertagia ostertagi is the source of this 885-nucleotide messenger RNA. NCBI's taxonomy places the organism in Eukaryota, Metazoa, Nematoda, Chromadorea, Rhabditida, Trichostrongylidae. The record is from the annotation of a GenBank genome assembly.